Messenger RNA from Paramecium sonneborni, 1324 nucleotides. The record is from the annotation of a GenBank genome assembly. Lineage: Eukaryota; Ciliophora; Oligohymenophorea; Peniculida; Parameciidae.
AUGGAGACAAGUACAUUUAGGUAAAGAGAAUCAAACUCAAAAUAGAGUAAUUUAGAAAACAUUGAAAAUCAAUAUAACAAAGUAAUUAUUAGAUUUAUGUUUAGAAUUUGAUCAUGCUUACAACUUAAGUUGAACGACUUACAUUAGCUUUGAAGAAGAAAACUAAUGAAGUUGAAAUGCUAUAAAAUUAAAUUGACACAUAGAAAUCAACGUAAAUUCCAUUAGAAAUGGAAGAAUUGAUUACAGUACAAAAUAUUUAAAUUUUAGACAGUUGAGGAAUAAACUAAAGAAAUAGAAAAAUGGGCAUAAAAAUAUUAAACUAUGUAAUAGUAGAAUCAGCAAUUACAACAGAGGAAUAAGGAAUUAGAUCAAAUUGUCUAAUUACUUAAAAAUCAAUCUCAACAAGAAUUAAGAUCAAAUGAAAGUUUAUUUUUUUUCUAUUUUAUUAGGUCUUUCAUCUAAACGAUUUUAUUAAUCAGAAAUAAGUAGAAAAGAAAAUAAAUAUGAAACGAAUGAAACAAAUAUAAAUUCUUAAUCAAAAUUAUUAUCCAAAUAAGAUGAGAUAAAUCAUUUGAGAUUAUAAUUAGGAUAAUUAAAAUAAGAACUCUUGGAAGAAAAAUAAAUUCAUAGAGAAUUACUAGAAGCUGAAGAAACUAGAGUUAGAGAUUAAGAAAGAAAGAAUUUUAACUAAUAUAAAUUAGAAACUAAAGAAUAAUUAAUUUUAUAUAAGAAUCAGAUUUAAGCUCUAUAAGAUAUGUUAGAUAAUAAAUAGUAAGUGUUAAAAUAAGAUAAUUUUGAAGAAAAGAAUCGAGAACUUAAUUUAUAAAUUUUAGAAAAGAAUAAAAAAAUAGAAUUACUGGAAACAAUUAUCUCAUAAAAGGAUUCUUAAAUUUAUUAAUUGUAAUAACAAUUAGAGAAAUAUUAAAAAGAAUAAGUUCAAUUAAUAAAAUAAUAAUAAUCAUAAAAAUAACUUACCCUUCCCUCAUAAUCUUCUACUUAUAGAAUAAGUUCAACUUAACAUUCAUCUUUUGACAAUAAUUAUGCUUCUUUGGUAAAUUUAAAUAAGACUAAUUCUAUUUAAGAUUAGAUUAAUUAAACCAUGGCUUAAAUCAAUAGAUCUAUUUAAUAGGUUGAUCAACUUAAAUAAACAAACAUUGUCAAUCAAAAAUUAUUUUAGGAAUAAUUUAAUAACAAUAAUGUUUAAAGCUCCUUAAGAAAUUCAUAAAUACCAUAAACUCAAUCAAAUUUAACAUUAUAAGAUAAAAUUAAAGCUCUAUCCUCAAUAACUCAAUAGUAAACUACUUAAAAUUAUAAAUAUAUAUGA